AUGGCUCCUGGUAUCAUGUCCCCCGUUCCGGGAAACAUCACUUCCCCUCUCUCAUCCAAGUUCCCUGGGGGCUCCAGAAAGGUGUCUUCUAUGUCUACUAUGUCGAUGUUUGACAGUGACACUCUCUCUAACGGUGGCAUGUCCCGCCCGAGCAACUCUCGCCGCGAGUCAUCCUUCUUUACUAAGAAGUUCAGCGCUGCUGGAAGCUCCAAGCUCACUGGUGUGAUCCAGAACUUGCAGCGCGAUAGCGGCGCUGAACUGGGCUCGAAUGCGCAUUCCAUCCUAUUCAAUACCAAUCAUUCUGACAUCUUGAACUGGAUCGCCAACAAGCGCAUGAACGAUGUUCCCGCAGAGGGAAGCAGCUAUGAUAAGGUGCUUGCUUGGGCUCAGCUCUUCGUUGAGCGCCUGCACUCAUUUGACGUCGCAAUCCGUGACUUCGAGGGAAGCAGCUUAUUUGCAGCUCAGCUUUCUUACGGUUACUGCUUGAUGCUGCUUCAGCUUCCCAAGGAGAAUGCGACUGCCCUGAUGACAUCCUUUGGAUUCUUCCACAGCACUUCUUCCUCUUUGGUUAACCUCCUUGAGCGCACUGAGCUCUUUGCUGUCUCCCAGGAGAUCAAGGACCAGCUUGUUGAGGCUUUGGCCGACCUUGUUUCUUUGGUUGCUGGUGUCUCUACCCACUUCCACCAGUCCAUCGAUGCCUUGACUGAAGGAUCCAUCUCUAUUAACAUCUAUGAGACCUUCACUGGUGCGAUUGAGUCCUUCCGUGAGCGCUGUGCGAAGAUCUCAGACUCCAUGUGGCGCCACCAGCUGGUCAACGACAACAAGGACCCCCAACUUGUCUCCGUUGUCAAGUCGAUCCGCUCCUGGUUGUCCCCCGAGGACCGAGUCCUUAGCCACCUCGCCGAGAACACUUCCCACCUGGCCCACGAGCGUGAGGAAAUGACCUGUCUUUGGAUGGACCCAUACCUGACCCACUUCCUGAAGAGUAAUAAGCAUGCUCUUGCUUUCACUGGUGCUCCGGGCUCUGGCAAGACCGUGUUGGCCUCAGUUAUCGUGGACCGCCUGCAUGACCACAUCGGUGGUGUUACAUACAAAUCGUUGUUCAUUCCCAUCAAUGCCAGAAUCCCUGCGGAGACCACACCCAUUGCUGUUGCAAAGACAAUUUUUUUCCAGCUCUUUGAAAAGCGCAUUGGAAAUGUUAAGCUUCUGCAGAUUCUCCAUGAUGCCUACGACCUCAGUAAGAGGACCACCGACGAGGGUGAGUACGAGAACAUUCUCUGGCGCGCACUCGAGGAGGCUCUCGCUGCUGCUCUUGCUCGUGCUAAGGACCUUGUCAUCGUUGUCGAUGGUGUUGAUGAGGCUUCCUGUGGCGAGGCCCACUUGCUCCAGAAGCUUAUUACUGCCACCGCGAACGGAACUAAUGUGAAGUUGAUCACUCUUGGUGCCGAGAAGCCCCAGACGUCUGUUGGCGUGAUGCAGGUUCCUGUUAGUGGAGACCGCAUUACCGACGACAUCUCUACUGUUGUGCGCAGCCAUUUCUCCCUCGGCACGAAGGCCGAGACUAAGAACUUCUUGGCCAUGGACGAGAUGGAACAGGAAACUCUGGUGGACCAGAUUAGCGAGGCCUCUCGUGGCUCAUUCCUCUGGGCCAAGCUCUGCACCAAGCGUGCUCGCCAGGAACAUACUCCUGAGGAUGUCCGCAAGCUUGUCGACACCCUUGUCAAGAAUAAGCCUACCAUCGCCGACUUUGUUUUUCACGCAGUCCAGUCUCCCAAUGUCACUGAGGAUGCUAAGCACAUGCUGCUUUGGCUUGCAACUGCUGACCGUCCUUUGCUGACUCGCGAGCUCAUUGCACUUUCCUCCGUUCAGGUGGACAAGCAGACCGUUGUCGAGCGCAAGCUCAACGUUCGCGACACUAUCAAGCCCCUGAAAUCCCUCAUUUUCAUGCAAGAUGGCCAAGUCUAUCUGCGUCAUGGUCUUAUCAGAACCGCAGUCCUGGAUGUUUUCUCGAAAGGCAAACUGGUCCCAACCGUCAAGGACCGUCACUCUGACCUUGUGACCCGCCUCUUGGUUUACAUCAAGCACGCCGUUCCCGAGCAGCAUGAGCCUUCCCCCACUCCCCUGGAUGGUCGUGAUGUUACUCAUCGUGUCAAAACCCACCCUCUGCUCGAUUUCGCCGUUCGGUACUGGCCCCGUCACUUGAAGCAGACAGCCACCUACACCACAGGUGGUGAUGCCCCCACAGCCAAGGAGUUCGGCAAGAUCUUCCCCGUGAACGUUAGCCUCUUGCUUCUCCAGACAACUCUCUGGGGCAACUUGUCUACCCCAACUCUGCUCAGCUACUACACCACCGUCACCAACUUGUGUCGUGAGGUUUUCACUACCAAGAGCCCCGUGACUCUCCAGUCUAUCAUGUCUCUGGCUAUCUUCUACCGUGAGCUCAACCAGGCUCCUCAGGCUGUUCACUUGUUCUAUGAGAUCACCACCCUGAGCAAGACCUUGCUUGGUACUACCCACACGCUCACCAUGGAGAUGGCUCGGUUCUACCUCGAUCUUACUGUCGAUUCGGUCACUACGACCAAGUCCGAGAUCAUGACCAAGCGGGAGGAGCUUCUGAUUAUCAUCAUCGAGUGCUACCAGGUGCACUACGGUGAGAAGUCGGAAAAGACCAUCAGCCUCAUGAAGAAACUUAUUGAGCACUACCGCAUGACGAAGGAGGAGCAGAAGAUUCAGACUUGGACCCAGAAGAUCCACCAUCUGACCACCACCACCACCAGUUAUGAUGCUGAUGACUCUCGUGAUCUCAGCGUUCGUCUCAAGGGUUACAAGCAAGAUAUCGGCGACACCGGUAUCAGCUUCCUCUUGCAUGCUGAGAGCGACGAGGCCCACGAGAAGUCCCAGUCCUUCGAGGGUGAGAUUACUCAGGCUGACAAGUACAUUGCUGAAGGCUGCCUUGAGCUCGCCGAGCGUUUGUACAUUGAGCUCUGGCAGCGUGCUACCACCGAGGACCACAAGCUGCGCGCUGUCCUUGCCUACACCAAGUUCCUGAAGACCCAGAAGCGUGAGACAGAGGCCUCUUCGAUUCUGUCUAGUGUUUGGGAAGAGCACAAGAACAGCACUCACACCUUGUCUGAAACCUCAACCUCUCACUUUGAGGAGAUCGCCAAGGUUAUGACCACUGUUGGUCUUACCGUGGCCGCUUUGAGUAUCUUCAAGCAUUGUGCCUCGUUCUACCAGCGCACCAACCGCUCUUCCUCCCACUCCGAGGUCCAGAAAUACAUCGCAUCUACUUAUGAGCAUGUGACCAAGCAAGCCAGCACUUCCACCUCUGGCUUCUCCGAGUCUACUUUGGAAGAGAUUGUUUACGAAACUUCCAACUCCUCCCGACUGGAUGAGAGUUCCACUGCCACUAUUCGCACCUUGCUGACUAUCUACACUAAGGAGCACCGCUGGAAGGAUGCCACUCGGGUGCUCAAGAAGGUCCUCCGCGGUGUUUGGCCUUCCUUGUUUGCUGCUUCUAUUCAGGAUGUCGUGCUUCCUACGGAGCGCGUCAACGAGAUCCUUGAUCUUACCGAGCGUUUGGCUCAGUGUUAUCACUACCGCCGCCGCUUCCCCCGCGAAGAAGGCAUUCGCGUCCGUGUGUACCGUGCCGUUCGUGCCGCGCGCCCCGUGGAUGACAAGCUCAGAGAGACCGUCAAGAACCAGUUGAUCACUUUCUACGAGCGCUCUUCUCAGCCUGACCAGGUGAUCAACACCUACCAGGAGGUUUUGGAUGACUACACCAAGCACUACAACCCUGACCAUGCCACCGUGAUCGCGACCCUUUACACAUUGGCUAAGCUUACUAGUCCGCGCCCCGUCUUUGUCGAGUACUACCAGCGCAUUAUUCUUGCCAUUAACAAGGAUCCUACUGUUAUCAAACCGGAAGCGUUGGAACCUAUCAUCAUCGUUGCGACUGAGCUCUGGACCCAGACUCGCUAUAGCGAUGCUGUUCAAUACUUCGCUCUUCUCUUCACCACCUUCUUGAAUCAGCCCAAGCAGAGCCCUAAAUUCCAGGACGAGAGCUUUGUUCAACAGAUCUUUGAUCGUUACACUCACUGCCUGCGUUCCAAGCGCACUGAGUUCAGCACCAUUCACAAGGUCACUGUUGACUUCCACAGUAAGGUGAAGACUGUGUUCAGUGCAACUGCCACUAUCACCAUCCAAGCUACCUUGACUCUCGCCAAGGUCUGCCAGGAGACCAAGACCCACGAGGGCACUGCCAUUGCUCUCUAUGAGGAGCUUUUGAAGCUCAAGCCUGCUGGUAUUGACCUCGAGGAGAUUGAAGCUACCCUUGAUGGCAUCUUUGAGGAACAGACUGCCACUGCCACCUCGAAGUCCCAGACCAUCUCAUCUGAGCAAAAACAGCGUGUCACCAAGGUUCUACGCAAGCGCAUUGAAUCUACUCGCUCGACCUACGGAUGGGCACACGAGGAGUCUCUUUCCAAGCUGCAGGAGUUCGUCUCGUUCCACUCGAAGCAAAAUGACACCCAGGUUGUUACCAAGGAGCUGCACGAAACCACCAAGCAGAUCUUGACCUCUCAGACUUCAUCUGAGCGCCUUGUUGCUGCUGCCACUACCAUCGCGGCUAGCUACAUUGCCACCAAUCAGACCCACAAGGCCGUCGAGCUCACCGAAGAGCUCUACCGUCAGAUUGUGAUGAAAGACACCUCCAAGUCCAAGGAGUCCCAGCUCGAGGUUUCGUCCAACGGUCGCCAGAGCCUUGCAUUCCUCGCUCAGCUCCAGCAGAGCCUGCGCCACGGCUCCUCCAGCAUCACCGAGAUUCUCGCUUCGUUGACGACUGAGUAUGUCUACUUUGAGGAGUUCCGCAGCGUCACCAAGUCCAAGAGCAGCACUUUCCACAGUGUCUCCGUCUCGGCCACCCGUCUGUACAACUUCUUGCUCUCCAACAAGCGCCAAGAUGCAGCCAACCAUGUCUUCAAUGAAUUUGUUGCUUACUUCAGUGCCACUGAAGGCAAGCGCAUCAAGUUGACUCAGACUGCCCAGGUCAAGAUCUUCCUCAUCACUAUCAUUGAUUACUUGACCAAGCACCAGACUUCAAACUUCGUGCGCUCCGUGGGUAUCGCCGCCAACACCAAGGUUCUGGAGCUUCUCGAUGCCAAGAACUUCAAGGGUGCAAGCAACCUUGCUAUUGCUGCAUUCGCCUACAUCUCGGCCCACGAUGUCUACCGUACUCCCGAGAUUGUGAAGUUUGUCUUCACGCUUGGUGUCCUCAUCUCUGGUCACAGUCUCACUCCCCAGCCCGACGCCGCGACUCUCAAGGAACUCCGUGGCACCUCUGGACUGAUCAUGCAGGAGGUUCUUCGUGUCAUCGUUGAUCUGAAGAUCAACUUGGCCCAAAUCAAUCUUGAUUACCUUAACAUCCUGAUUGGUCUUCUUGGUGAACAGCAGGACUACAAGAACCUCGUGUGGAUCCUUGGCGACCUUUGGAACAGCCGUCACCGCCAGUCCUCCUGGACCCCUGCUGUGACCUUGGACCUGGCCCGUCGCUACAUCCUUGCCCGCUACCUUGUCGGUGAUAAGCUCAAGGCUUCUCGCCUUGCUGAGGACAUUGUAUACAACUGCCGCCGUGUCAACGGUGCCCGCCACCCCAGCACUUUGGAGAUGUCCACCCUCCUGUCGCAACUCUACACCGCGAUCGCCCAGCGCUACCAGGCCGAAAAGAACGGCCAGCACCUGGCCAACAAGUACUAUAAGAAGAGCGCCGGUGUUCACGAGUCUCUGCUCCGCGUCUUCGUCGACCCAUCCCUUGCUGAGUUUGAGGGUGCCCUCGACGGCAGUUUCAGCAUGGACGGUUCCACCUACGAUAUCAACAUGCACGACCAAGUCUCUGAUGCUGGCUCUGCCGAGACUGGCGAUCACGCUCGUGCCCACCUCCAACUCUUCAAGCUCUCUGUGCAGCGCAUUGGUGACUGGCCCAAGGACUACGAUGAGUACAAGAGCCUGAACGAUGAUCUCUUCCGCCUGUUCGGCGAAGAGCUGAAAGGUGUUGAGGGCGUUGAGAAGUGGAACCUCAAGGACUUCGGUGCUGGCAAGGCCUCUUCUUCUGAGGAUACUUUGGACGUGCAGAAUUUCUCUUGGUCUAUUGAAUUGGGUCAACAGAAUGGGGAUGUUGAGGAGGAAUUGUAA
Molecule: messenger RNA, 6189 nt
Organism: Penicillium salamii
Lineage: Eukaryota; Fungi; Ascomycota; Eurotiomycetes; Eurotiales; Aspergillaceae
Source: the annotation of a GenBank genome assembly